CCGAGCCGCCCCCUCCCUCUCCCUCCCUCCUUCCCAUCCCCCUUCUUUUCAAGCGUGAGACUCGUGAUCCUUCCGCCGCUUCCCUUCUUCAUUGACUCGGAAAAAAAAUCCCCGAGGAAAAUAGAAUAUUCAAAGUACUUAUUUUCAAUCAAGUAUUUGUCCCCGUUUCGUGUGAUAUAUAUCUAUAUAUAUAUAUUUUUUUUAGGAUCCACCCUCCCCUUUUCUCUCCUCCAAGGAAAGGGAGGGGAAUGAAUUGUAUUUUUUCCCCCCUUGUCCCAAAUCAUCUAUGUUAAAUACCCAUACUGAUCUGUCUUGAAGGAGAAACACAUCGCUCGUUUUUUAAAUAGCUAUACAAAAGGAGUGGAAAAAACCCCAAGAGAACGAAGUCUUUCUUUUUCUUGUGGGAGAACUUAAUGCUGCUUUUGUCAUUAACCUAACAUCCCAACAUACAACAAAAGGAAGAGGAGGAGGAAGGAAGGAAAAGAAGGUGAUUCAGGAAGAGAGUGAUCAUGUCAGGGCGGCCCAGAACCACCUCCUUUGCGGAGAGCUGCAAGCCAGUGCAGCAGCCUUCGGCGUUUGGCAGCAUGAAAGUUAGCAGUGCAUUGGAUAAAAAGAACAAGACACGGUUUCCUGUCACUAAGUUUGCAGGAGACAAGGAUGGCAGUAAGGUGACCACAGUGGUGGCAACUCCUGGGCAGGGUCCAGACAGGCCGCAAGAAGUCAGCUAUACAGACACUAAAGUGAUUGGAAAUGGGUCAUUUGGUGUGGUAUAUCAAGCCAAACUUUGUGAUUCAGGAGAAUUGGUUGCCAUCAAGAAAGUAUUGCAAGACAAGAGAUUUAAGAACCGAGAGCUCCAAAUCAUGAGAAAGCUAGAUCACUGUAACAUAGUCCGAUUGCGUUAUUUCUUCUACUCAAGUGGUGAGAAGAAAGAUGAGGUCUAUCUCAAUCUGGUGCUGGACUAUGUUCCGGAAACAGUAUACAGAGUUGCCAGACACUAUAGUCGAGCUAAACAGACGCUUCCUGUGAUCUAUGUCAAGUUGUAUAUGUAUCAGCUGUUUCGAAGUUUAGCCUAUAUUCAUUCCUUUGGAAUCUGCCAUCGGGAUAUUAAACCACAGAACCUCUUAUUGGACCCUGAUACAGCCGUAUUAAAACUCUGUGACUUUGGAAGUGCAAAGCAGCUGGUCCGAGGAGAACCCAAUGUUUCGUAUAUCUGUUCUCGGUACUAUAGGGCACCAGAGUUGAUCUUUGGAGCCACUGAUUAUACCUCUAGUAUAGACGUAUGGUCUGCAGGCUGUGUGCUGGCUGAACUGUUGCUAGGACAACCAAUAUUUCCAGGGGACAGUGGUGUGGAUCAAUUGGUGGAAAUAAUCAAGGUUCUGGGGACACCAACAAGGGAGCAAAUUAGAGAAAUGAACCCAAACUACACAGAAUUCAAAUUUCCUCAAAUUAAGGCACAUCCUUGGACUAAGGAUUCAUCAGGAACAGGACAUUUCAACUCAGGAGUGCGGGUCUUCCGACCCCGAACUCCACCAGAGGCAAUUGCACUGUGUAGCCGUCUGUUGGAGUAUACACCAACUGCCCGAUUGACACCACUGGAAGCUUGUGCACAUUCAUUUUUUGAUGAAUUACGGGACCCAAAUGUCAAACUACCAAAUGGACGAGACACCCCUGCACUCUUCAACUUCACCACUCAAGAACUGUCCAGUAAUCCACCUCUAGCUACCAUUCUUAUUCCUCCUCAUGCUCGGAUUCAAGCAGCUGCUUCAACCCCAACAAAUGCCACAGCAGCCUCAGAUCACUGUCAUUACAGAUAUGCUGAAAAUACCCCAACCCUUGUGUGAAUUGAAGUUCUUCGGAAGAAUGGCUGGAUGCUGUUUAAAAUGAAGUUAGAAAUAUACUAGAUGCUAAUGCUGGAGACCGUGGACAGACCAAUAACGCUGCUUCUGCAUCAGCUUCCAACUCCACCUGAACAGUCCCGAGCAGCCAGCUGCACAGGAAAAACCACCAGUUACUUGAGUGUAACUCAGCAACACUGGUCACGUUUGGAAAGAAAAUUAAAAAGAGAAAAAAAAACUUGUUCAUUUUAGUGUUCAAUUUUUUUAUUAUUGUUGUUGUUAUUAUUUAACCUUGUAAGAUAUCUAUAAAUACAAACCAAUUUCAUUGUAUUCUCACUUUGAGGGAGAGCCAGGGGUGGGAGGGUUGGGGGGAGGGAAGGCAGAGCACCAGAACACGAUCUCUCUCCCACGACAAUCUUAUCAGAAGUCUGCUGUUGGAUACUUUAAAAACAGGACUCCUGCUUCAUGCCCCUUCCACAAAAGAAGAAAAUUUUGUUCUGUGCUGAAGUUUUUUUGAACUUUUUUCUUUUAAAGUCAAGUGUAAGACUUGUUAUAGUGCACAGCUUGAAAUUGAUUGGGAGCUUAGCAGGUGUAACCCCAUGGGGACUUAAAUGUCACUUGUAAAAUGAAUCCAUAUCCUGGGGCGUUCGAAGACUUGCCUUUGGCAUGUUGGUGGCAGGUGUGGCAGACAAAAAAAAAAAAAGGAAAUGUGUAUCCUUUGUAACCCUGGGAGGUCAAUAAAGUUAGAAGCUGUAAGGGGAAGAUUCUUAAUUGAUUUGUUAAAGUUCUGUUUUGCUCUUAAUCAGUGCUAGUGGUGGGGGAACUUGUGUAAGAGGCUGUCGGGAGGAGCAUGCCUGUGCUUCCUGUGGAUCUUUGUUUGCCUGGCCAAAGGUUCUCUGCAAACCUUAGUACGGUUGUAAACGAGUGACCCAGGAGAAGGCUGACAAAGCGUUGAGCCGGCCACUCUGGCUGUGGAGGUCAAAAGUCGAUAAACCCAGAGGAAGGGACUGGCCAGGGCAGAUCUCACCACUGUGAAUGAAGUAUUCCAGAUUCUUCUCUGAAGUUGCUUCCCUUGGAAAGAUACACUUGAGAGGACAUUAUAGUUAAAUAAUGUGAACUGUCACAGUCUACUGGUUUAUUUCCAUAUUUUUUAAUUACAGAUUGAGCUUGCAGAAAUUGCCACGUUCUGCACAUAGUUCUAAUUUUAAAUCCAAAUCUAGAAUCUGUAUUUAAUUUCAGCUUUUUUUAACCUCAUGCUUUUAAAAUUUUAUUUAUUGAUGCAUGUGUCAGGCCAUUAUGAUUCUAGAUGAUAAGAAUAUUAAAAACUACGCAUCCAAAUGAUAUAAACAGUCACUAGUACCUGCUGACGUUAUAGGAAAGUGGAUUAUAUAAAUGUGUGUAUAUGUGUUAUAUAUAAUAGAUUCAGUACUGCCUUUUGUUUUUGUUUUCAUUUUGUCCACAGUAUCAAAAUUGACUGCUUGAAGAGUGAGAAGAAGAAUGAUUUCCCUAUACCCAGUUAAGAGUUUUGUUUGUUUUCUUUUCUGUAUCAGUGGAUGGUGUAAGAACCAGUUUCUGUUUUUGAAGAAAAAGCAAUAUUCCUUGGAAAGCAAGGAGGAUUGAAGGAUUAUGUUUGCAGUGAGGAAAUAGAUUUUUACAAAGAGUUUGUUUUACAUGUUUAAGGUUGACAUCUAUGUGGGCCUUAUAUACUCUAAAAUGAACCUUAGCCACCUUGGUGCUUAUGGGCCAUUACUUGACCUAUGAAUCUUUAAGGCACAACCAGUUGUACUUUACAUGUAAAGAUUACUUGAGUGAUGGCCGCCUUUCCCCGUACCUGCUCCUUCCCCACAUGCCUUCUACGGUUCACUGAGAGCUAGGGCUGCAGAGCUGGGCCCUAGGUUGUGUGUAACCUACCUUCCCCUUCUCAUUGCCACCUUAGGUCAUGUUAGGGGUCUCGCCCUCCAGGCGAUUUGGAAAUAGAGUCUCUUGACAGCCCUCAUGCUGGUCCCCAGAGACUGUACUACUUACCCAAGUGUGUGUGACUCCCGGAGAGUCGACUGCCUGCUGAAGUGAACCCGUGCCAGAAAGGCAGCUGUGAGCCGUCGUCGUUUUCACUCACUGUUUAGCUGUGCUCUUAGGCCGCAGAAGGGGUUUCUCAAACCUCUGGUUGUAUCAGAGUUCAUGAGGAAGGAAGCAUCCUCGGUCAAACCAAAUCAAACGUAUUGAAUUUUACUUUUCAUAAUGAGCCUCUAAGAGCUGAUUGAGGUUGGAAGGACGUCUGAGUGAAAGUAUUUGGCAACAUGAUACUAAAGGAACGGCUUUGAUAGGCCAUUUUCAGAAAAGAUUUAUAAAGAGGCCAAGCAGCAGGUCUGUGACAGAAAUGGACCUGCUUUCGGACCACUGCCUGGCCAAACAUCUGGACAGACACUACUCUGGAUUUGGUAUAUCUGCCAGAGUCCAUAGAAACCUGUGCUUAUUUUACAAAAUACCUUCCCCCGAUAAAUGGGGUGAGAAAAGAGAAGAGUCUGAUGCUUUCCUCUCGUGUUGUGUGUGCGUGUCCGAGGGCUGAGGUGCGUGAUUUUUUUUUCUUUCUCAAGGAUCAUGGCAGGAUCACAGAGCUCUUUUAUACAAGUGAGAUCCAGGUCUCUGCGUAUCUUUUUGUAAAUAAUAAAAUAAUAAUAAUAAUAAAAGCUCCUCACCAAAUUCAAGCUUGUACAUUAUAUUUUCUUUCAAUGUUUUUUAAAUUUAAGUUUUAUUGUUUUGUAUGUAAAUAUGUGGACCCAGGAACUGUUAUUAAUGAGCAAAAAGUUACUGUUCAGGGCAGUGAUUCUGUUUAAUAAUCAGACAAAAUGUAGACGAGCUUUUUAAAGCCAUAUAGUUUUAACUCUGUACAGUAGGUACCGGCCUGUAUUAUUGUAACAAUAACUCUAGCAAUGUAUAGUGUAUCUAUAUAGUUUGGAGUGCCUUCGCUUCCAUGUGUUUAUUUGUUGUUUUUCAUUUUUUAAAUUUUAAUUGGUUUCUGUCUAUAUCCAUGUCUCCCUGUCCCCACCCUUUUUUUCCUAUGAAAUAAUAGCUCACCCAUAACACAGUGUCUGUGCCCCUUCACGGUGAAUUUCAGUGAUACCAUGCUCAGGAGUGGAAAGAGGAAACCAUGUUUAUAAUCUCCUGUCAUGUAAGCCCUGCCUUUGUUUUGGUUCUGAACAUAUGUCUUCCUCAGUAGCAGUGACCGGUUUCAUUUCAUCCUUAGGCCAUCCAGGGACUCAGCGUAGUGCCAGGGUGCCCUAGAGCUGGAGGGUAUCAAUUGGAUUUUGCUCGUCUCCUCCCCAAACCCUAACCAUGGGUCUUACAGUCAGCAGAUUCCAUGCUCACUCUCCUCAUUUCCUUCCCCCACAAAUGAGAGGGGAGAACUGGUUUUUGUAAGUCAGUUCCAUCAUAGCAUCGGGUUUUGCUAAUCAGUGGUCUGAAAUGCCAUGGUAAGAUGGCAGGCAGUAAUGCCGGAGUGUGCGCGAGGACUGUGGCUUAAUAAGGGGACUCCGCCUGUCUGUCCUCCCGCCACCUCCACCCUUUCAGCAAAAUCUCAUUUUAAUUUCUUUUUGAAAAAAUCAUUUGAAUUCUUACUGUGUGCCCAUCAUGAAGGCCUUUUUUGAAAGAAAAAAAUCAAAAUUACUUGUUUUGCCUCCAAGUACUCCAUAUGAGAUGUCUUGAAUAGAAGAAGAAAUCAAACUUUACCAAACCAAAGGUUUCUAUUUUUGAAACAUCAUGUGUUCAUUCCAGCAAGGCAGAGGACUGCACCUUCUUUCCAGUGACAUGUUGUCAUUUUUUAAAGUCCUCUUAAUUUUUAGAUACAUAUUUUUGGUGUGUGUUUUAACAAAGCUGCCUAACCAAUCAUCUGGUCUGCACCAAUGCAAAGGUUUCUGAGAGGACUAUUGUAUUCUCUAUCCCUGUGGAUAUAAAGACACUGGCAUUUUAUUUCUUUUUCCCUUUCCUUUUUAAGGGAUUUAACUUUGGAAUCUUCCAAAGGAAGUUUGGCCAAUGCCAGAUCCCCAGGAGUUGGGGUUUUUUUCUUUUCUUAUAAACAAAAAUUGUAACUGAUUCCUGUUGUUGUUCUUAGUGAUCAUCUAAUCACAGAGCCAAACACUUGUCCCGUCUAUAGAAAAAUAAACUAAGCAUGCUUUACAAUAAAAUCUGUCUUUUCUGAUAGAAACCUGAGCCACUGAAGAUAAGAGAGACACCUAGAAGCAGAGCAGAGUCCCAGACUAAGGUCUACGUUUGAGAGGCUUCGAAAGUAAUCCCUGAGGUUUGGAUUAUUUUCUAAGGGUUGUGAUGUUUUAUUCAAGUUCGUUGCUCCGUUUUGCACCUCUGCAAUAAAAGCAAAAUGACAACCAGGACAUAAGGGGUUAGCUUGACAAAGUAGACUUCCUUGUGUUAAUUUUUAAGUUUGUGGGUUUUUUUUCAUACUAUAUCUGCUACAGGCAGAUUCAGAUAGAUGUAUGAAAUGUGCUUGCCUGUAAAAUUGCAUUUAUAAAUGUGUUGCCGAUGGAUCACUUGGGCCUGUACACAUACCAAUUAGCGUGACCACUUCCAUCUUAAAAACAAACCUAAAAAACAAAAUUUAUUAUAUACAUAUAUAUAUAUAUAUAUAAAGGACUGUGGGUUGUAUACAAACUAUUGCAAACACUUGUGCAAAUCUGUCUUGAUAUAAAGGAAAAGCAAAAUCUGUAUAACAUUACUACUUGAAUGCCUCUGUGACUGAUUUUUUUUUUCAUUUUAAAUAUAAACUUUUUUGUGAAAAGUAUGCUUAAUGUUUUUUUUUCCCCCCUUCCCCAUUCCCUUGUAAAUACAUUUCGUUCUAUGUGACUUGGUUUGGAAAUAGUUAACUGGUACUGUAAUUUGCAUUAAAUAAAAAGUAGGUAGCCUGGAAAUGAAAUUAAAA
This is a messenger RNA of Myotis davidii, 6765 nucleotides long. It is a transcript of the gene GSK3B, whose product is annotated as glycogen synthase kinase 3 beta. Lineage: Eukaryota; Metazoa; Chordata; Mammalia; Chiroptera; Vespertilionidae. The record is from RefSeq and is a predicted model, not a curated record. Gene Ontology annotation, molecular function: ATP binding; beta-catenin binding; protein serine/threonine kinase activity. The transcript is spliced from 14 exons. Gene Ontology annotation, biological process: regulation of neuron projection development; extrinsic apoptotic signaling pathway in absence of ligand; insulin receptor signaling pathway. Bases 510 to 1841 code for a protein of 443 amino acids. Gene Ontology annotation, cellular component: cytoplasm; axon; beta-catenin destruction complex.